Vollenhovia emeryi is the source of this 1863-nucleotide messenger RNA. RefSeq lists its product as uncharacterized. The record is from RefSeq and is a predicted model, not a curated record. The coding region runs from base 816 to 1238 and encodes 140 amino acids. NCBI's taxonomy places the organism in Eukaryota, Metazoa, Arthropoda, Insecta, Hymenoptera, Formicidae. The transcript is spliced from 3 exons.
UUCAUUGUUAUGUGCGCCAAAUUUCGAGAACUCUCACCACAAGACCGGCACAAGGUAGCAGUAAAUAAGCGCCUCUGCUUUAACUGCUUGGGGCGCCAUAACGUGCGCUCGUGCAAAAGCCAGAGGGGUUGCAAAAAAUGCACGGAGUGCCAUCAUACCAUGCUGCAGGACGCACACCCGACAGCUUCAUCCGCUCAGAAAACCGGUGGUUCGUCGAUCACGCCCUCGAAGUGAAGAGACGGUGCAAUCGUCGAGACUAGCUCACACGUCCGUUCAUCCUGCUCAACGUUACUUGCCACAGCCUUGGAACUGAUCAGCUCAUCCACAACUCAUCAUUCAGCGCGUGUACUCAUUGACGCAGGUUCAGAACUCACCUUCGUCACGGAGAAUCUCAUUCGACAGCUCAACAUCCCUCGUCAAUACUCAAGUAUUGUUGUCACUGGAAUUGGAGGCAAGGAGUGUACUCAGACACGAGGAGUCGUGUCACUUACUUUACGCUCGACACAUUCCAACUCAACUGCCACCGUUCAAGCUCAUGUCCUCAGUAGCGGGAUUCUGUAACUCAUUAACGACGAAUAUCGCUGUCGUUAACUAUCGAUGUCGAUGAUUAUCGCUAAAUGUUAUUCUGCAACUACCAAUUAUCGACAAAUCUCGAUAAUUGAAAUCGUUAAAAUUCGAAAAGUGUCGAAGCCGUAUUGAUACUUUUGCGAUCGAUACCGGAGGUCUCGCUAAGCCGUUAACGAUAGUUUGUGAUAAGUGUGUAUGAAAUAUAUGCAUACGUGUAAGGUACGGUAAACGGUAAUACGGAUUAAAAGAUGGCUCUCGGCUAUCUUGCGUUAGAUUUAAUGGAUAUGGAAGAUCGUAUCCAACACCUUGAACGAAGGGCACGACAAGUGCUGCGAAUAACAGAAGAUCCGUUUGAUUUGACGCACAACGAAUUUAGAGAGCUGUACCGCCUAACACCGGAUUUAAUGUUUGAUCUUGUCGAUAUGUUAGAACCUCGUUUGCAGAGGACAAGGAUUACCGGGCUGUCGACAGAAAAGCAAAUAUUAGCGGCAGUGAGAUUUUACGCAACCGGCUGCUUUCAAUGCCCUGUGGGUGAGCAGUGGGUGUUUCGUAUUACUACUACACCGCUCGAUGAUUCAAAGGGGGCCCAUAAGCGCCCUUUUACUCUUGCGCACAUUGUCAUGCCCAACGGUAGCAGUGCCACGCGCGUUCUUUUUGGGGCACUAUUGUAAAAUGGCCAGUUGGCCACAGUUGGCGAAUAAAACCCUUAGAGUCCACACGUGUCCUUUUAGUUACCGCAUCCCACGAGAAAUCCAGCAAAACUAUAUACAUAAAUUGGUCCUUCGAGCCGGAUUACGGUGAUAAGAAUAGGCGAAGCAAACGCCACAAGCAAAUUUUGAGGCAUCCAGUGUCGCGAAAAGCCAAAAUCGCGAAGAGGAAUUCAACGGCGAUCGGCACCAAAGCUCGAUCGCAUGUCGCUUCAAGGUCAAGCAAGACCAUCUGCGAGCAAAGCAGUCGCGGACUAAAAGACAAAGCCAAAGUACAAGAAAAGUGUGGGCACACGCCAACCAGAACAAACGGCGAGCUGAAGCACACAAGCACAAGCUCGUCAAGCAGCGUGGCAAGCGCAACGGAAAACGCCAUAUUGGCGACAAAGGCCAAGCGGUCGGCGAUCGAGGACGCGCCAGGCAACGGUGCGGCGAGGCAGCCAAGCGGUCGACGAUCGAGGACGCGCCAAGCAACGGUGCGGUCGAGGCAGCCAAGCGGUCGGCGAUCGAGGACGCGCCAAGCAACGGUGCGGUGGAGGUAGCCAAGCGGUCGGCGAUCGAGGGCGCGCCAAACGGUGCGGCGGAGGUA